UUCGCCCCAACUACAUGGAUUCCGUCGGACCUCCCAUCGCCCUCUCCGAGCUUUGAGGAUGCCGUAGCUCCGUCGUCCCAACAGAGCUUCGCCCGGACCACCUCUCGCCAGACUGCUCCGUCAAGCUCGCCUGGGCCCUUUCGAAGGCGCUUCUCGUCGGACCCAAUCUCCACCUGCUGCUGCCACUUAUUCUCCUUCUAGCUAGUAAAGCUGCUACCUUUACUCCUCUUCUACAUCUAACUACUAAUACUUGUUAUCUUCCAGGUUGUUACAGCUUCAACUUCGCCUUCGGGUUCGAUUCGACUCUUUUACCCUUUGCGACAACCCUCGAUCGUUCGAAACCCUUCCUCCUCUCUUCCGAUCGCCGCCGCCGAACCCUCGCCUCCGCCGCCGUCGCCGGAGAAGCGUCCGAAUUUCGAAGAUUUCAAAGACGUAGAAGAGGAAGGGAGGAGGGAGAAGAUCUCUAUAGUUGGGGAUUUGCAUGAAUCAGUUUAUCCGAAGAGGUAUGUUGCCGAUGCAAGGAGGAGUCCUCUCUCACCGUCUCUUCGCAUCGCUGCCACCUCUGACUCCAUCGCCACUUCCGUCUAGAAGAGAGGCACAUCUUUGGUAUGUAGUACCAGAUGAGUUGAAGGAUGCUUCCCAACUGAAGAAGUAUAUGGAACUCUUAUCUUCUUGUGAGCGAGAAAGGGUUUUAUCAAUGAACGGAGAACGCCUUCAAAAAGAUUGUAGAGUCAAUCCACAAUCAAUCAAGUUCAAAACAAGCAAAUUUGGGAAGCCUGAGAUAAUGUGGCAACAUGGUGAUCAAUGUAACCAGCCUUCCUUGCAAUUCAAUGUUUCGCACUCCUCUUCCUUGAUUGCCUGUGGCAUUACUGUAGAUGUUCCGAUUGGCAUUGAUGUUGAAGAAAAGCAACGAAAGACAAUGAGUAGCAUCUCAUCUCUUGCUCGCCGCUAUUUCUCACCUUCUGAAGUUGAAUAUUUGGGGUCUUUUUCAAAUACUGAUGCCCGGCAAAAAGAAUUUAUAAAACUCUGGACACUUAAGGAGGCAUAUGUAAAAGCUCUCGGAAGAGGCUUUUCUGGUGCUCCAUUUAAGGAUUUUACCAUUCGGCUGGAAGCAACCAAAGCAAUGCAAUUAGCUGCGGUGCCCAGAGUGCAUAUAGAAGCUGAUUCUGAUCCUGAAUACCUAACUGAUAAUUGGGAGUUUGCACUCUUCGAACUUAGUAGUUCUCAUUACGCUGCCGUUUGCAUGGAAAGGGACAUAUCUCAUUCUGGCAGGGAGAAUGAGCCGCUGAGAUUGAAAGUAUGGAAGACGAUUCCAUUCGUAGAAGACGAAUUUGUUUCUGGGACCAAUGCAGUAAAAUAUAUUUGUGGACUAUCUUGAGUCAUUCGCUGCACUAUUUGAUGCUUUUAUCCACAAAUUUAAUUAUCACUGCAUUGGACUUAAUUUUUGUUCUAACGACCGCAGCUCUGCGAACACUGACAGAGCUUCGAACCAAGAUAGAGCUUCUGAAUCUUACUCGCUCGGCAAAAGGGAGAUUGCUGUAAGUCGAGCUCCUCGGUGUUUUCAUGCAUCUUCUUUUAGAAUAACUAAUUUUUCGUUCUUUUUAGCUUGCUCCUGCAACAUGUCUAGGCUGAUUCAGUUAAGUUGGGCUCCAUUUUGAGUUGUCUUUCUCCAGAUUUUUCGAACUUACUUCCUUUUUUUGGAUAGGAAGAAUGUAGUUAGCAUUAGCCAUACAACAUCCCUUGAUUAAUAUAAUUUUUAAUUUUUUUUUGGAAA
This is a messenger RNA of Ananas comosus (pineapple), 1774 nucleotides long. RefSeq names its product 4'-phosphopantetheinyl transferase HetI-like. The transcript has 9 exons. Gene Ontology annotation, biological process: fatty acid biosynthetic process. Lineage: Eukaryota; Viridiplantae; Streptophyta; Magnoliopsida; Poales; Bromeliaceae. Bases 482 to 1378 code for a protein of 298 amino acids. Gene Ontology annotation, molecular function: magnesium ion binding; holo-[acyl-carrier-protein] synthase activity. The record is from RefSeq and is a predicted model, not a curated record. Gene Ontology annotation, cellular component: cytosol.